Messenger RNA from Dentiscutata heterogama, 303 nucleotides. NCBI's taxonomy places the organism in Eukaryota, Fungi, Glomeromycota, Glomeromycetes, Diversisporales, Gigasporaceae. The record is from the annotation of a GenBank genome assembly.
AAAUACAAGAAGUCUCCAAGCUCACAAAAGAAACAGAAACAAGAGAAAAAAGCAAUAUUCCCCCAGACAUUAUAGUGCCCAGAGACAAAAUUACUAUUUUAGGCUAUGACUCACAUUCUAGCAAUCCCAAUACUAGUGAUAAGGGACGCCCGCAUGCAAAUUUAUUAAGUAACCCUGCAGCCACCAUGAACCAUAUGGUUGAGGAUGACUUUAUCCCGGCAAAGCAAGAAAUGCUCCUUAUGGAAUCCAGAGGGGAUGGGGACCUCUUCCCAAAUCCUAAACAAGGGGAAUACAACCUUUUAC